UCUCGGUGCCUCAUUAUCAUUAUCAUUAUCAUUAUCAGCACCAUCCUCAUUCUUAACACUUCUACACUCCUCGCCAAUUCUCUUUCUCGUCAAAAUAUCUUAUCUUCUUGCUUCGCUCAUCGCUCAUUCCUUCCCCUUUUAUCUGAUCCUUUUCUUGUCGGUUCCUCCAAAUCCCUUUUUUAUUUUCUUCUUUACUUUAAUGAUCUCAAUUGCCUUUACUUCAAGCUCUCAUUUCCUAACCAAAUUCUCGCUCACUUUAGAUAAUUAAUUGAAAAUUCAGAAAUCCUGAAUUCUCAUAACCGUUUUAUUGCCGGGUACUUACUAGCCGUGAUCUGUGGAGUUUUGAGCUCUUGAUCUUUCUUUUUGGACAAUUUUAUCAGGUGUGAAAUGGCGUCUCUGCAAGGACCAGUUUUUUGCCCUGCUGUGCGUGCAAAACAAGCUGGAAUUUACACUUUGCCCUUGAAUGUUCCUUUGGUUAAGGCUACUAGGCUUGUUAAAACUGGAUUAUGGAGAUUCAAGGAUGUCACUAAUUACAAAACUAAAUUGCCUGCACAACAAGGGCGUAUUUCAAUACAGUGCUGUUUGAGUUCAUCUUCAAAUGGUAAUGGAAGCACUGCCGAGAAUUUUAAUGAGAAUGAUGAAGAUUAUGUCAAGUCUAGUGUAGUUGAAGCUGUUGAGGUGAAGAGUGGAGCAGAUGGUUUCAUGAUUAAAAUGAGGGAUGGGAGACAUUUAAGAUGUGUCCAUAAUAACCCUCAAGGCGGGCAUUUGCCAGACUAUGCUCCACAUCCUGCUAUCGUAUUGAAGAUGGAAGACGGAACUGGUUUACUCCUCCCAAUAAUUGUCUUGGAGAUGCCCAGUGUGUUGCUUAUGGCUGCUGUGCGCAAUGUACAAAUUGCAAGACCAACUCUGUAUCAAGUAGUGAAGGAAAUGAUUGAGAAGAUGGGAUAUGAAGUCAGACUUGUUAGAGUUACCAAGAGGGUGCAUGAGGCAUAUUUUGCUCAAUUAUUUCUUACUAAGGUGGGCAAUGAGGCAGAAUGUGUAAGCUUUGAUCUUCGUCCUUCAGACGCCAUCAAUAUUGCUGUGAGAUGCAAGGUACCAAUUCAAGUCAACAAGUACCUGGCAUACAGUGAUGGGAUGAGAGUGAUUGAAUCUGGAAAGCUAACUCAUUCUCCUGGUUCAGAUGGCUUAUUAUUUACUGAACUAGAUAGGCCAACUGGUCAGCCAUGUCUUGAUACCAAGGAGUUUAAUCUUGUGUCCAACAUGACGAAUGCAGUGAUUGAGGAACGUUACCAAGAUGCUGCUCAAUGGAGGGACAUGCUUGGACAAUUCCGUGCCAAAAGGAACUUGAAGAAAUAUACAUGACAGUUGCUCCUUGCCAACCUGUAUAUAGAAACCAUUGUUGGAAGCUGACGAGGUCUGCGGUCUGCCACGUACGGCUGUAACCAGUCGUUUCAUUUUCUCUUGUUACCAAUGUGUAUGUAGCAAGUUUGUGAAUAUUAUAUGUAUAUUUAUAGUAUAAAUAAUGUGUAGAUAAAAUUUGCUUAUGAACUUGAAGCAAUUAACUAUGUAUUGUUAAUAUCCGCUUAUUAUUCUGCUGUGGAUGCUGAAAGUAUAUAAAUUUAUGUUUAGACUA
Molecule: messenger RNA, 1633 nt
Organism: Mercurialis annua (annual mercury)
Lineage: Eukaryota; Viridiplantae; Streptophyta; Magnoliopsida; Malpighiales; Euphorbiaceae
Product: bifunctional nuclease 1-like
Exons: 11
Coding region: 388-1362 (324 amino acids)
Biological process (GO): protein ubiquitination
Cellular component (GO): nucleus; VCB complex
Molecular function (GO): nuclease activity
Source: RefSeq, a predicted model, not a curated record